Messenger RNA from Gambusia affinis (western mosquitofish), 9395 nucleotides. RefSeq names its product cugbp, Elav-like family member 2 (gene celf2). Lineage: Eukaryota; Metazoa; Chordata; Actinopteri; Cyprinodontiformes; Poeciliidae. The transcript has 13 exons. Gene Ontology annotation, molecular function: mRNA 3'-UTR binding. Gene Ontology annotation, biological process: regulation of alternative mRNA splicing, via spliceosome; mRNA splice site recognition. Bases 567 to 2231 code for a protein of 554 amino acids. Gene Ontology annotation, cellular component: ribonucleoprotein complex; cytoplasm; nucleus. The record is from RefSeq and is a predicted model, not a curated record.
GUUUUUCCGCCAUUUUGUCUGGCCCUGCCUGGACUCACUGCGCUGCACUGGAGGAAGUGACGCAAUCAUCCGGAAAGGAAAUACAUCUCCGAAGAAAACAGACGCCACACUUUUCAGUUUUUCACUGGACAGCAGUGUGGUAGUAAAACUGUGUGAAAGUUGAAGGGUGUGAAUACUUUCCCGCGCAGCGCCGAGUCUAUUUAAGGAGCGCUGCGGCGCCACGCCUCCCUGCUGGAUCCGCUCCUCCAGCUCCGCUAGCUGCGCUGCUGCAGAGCGGCUUCACCAUCCAGGACGGGCGGAUCGGAACCAGCAACAGCGACCGGACCCGGACCCGAACCGGGACCCAGAGAGUCAGAGGGAGGGUGGGGGGAGAAUGUGACAACUGCUGGAGGCUGCACCGCCUUUAGGGAGGCCUCGGCUCUUGCACCUGUCCCUCUCCGUCUCCGCGACCAGGCGCAGUUCGGGCAGAGCGACGCUUCUUUCUUACCGGAGAGGCGCUCUCUCUCACACACGGACAGCCGGAGGGAGGCGCGCACACCGCCGCAGACACCGGCCAGGCAGGCAGCAUGACUUCAGCCUACAACCUGGAUUUUCUGCCCGAUAUGAUGGUGGAGAGCCGCCUGCUCGUCCCUGGAGACAGAAUUAACGGCACGGCCGGGAAGAUGAACGGGGCGCUGGAGCAUUCGGACCAGCCGGACCCGGACGCCAUCAAGAUGUUUGUGGGUCAGAUCCCGCGCUCCUGGUCGGAGAAGGAGCUGAAGGAGCUGUUUGAGCCGUACGGCGCCGUUUACCAGAUCAACAUCCUCCGGGACCGCAGCCAGAACCCUCCACAGAGCAAAGGCUGCUGUUUUGUCACGUUUUACACAAGGAAAGCUGCCCUUGAAGCCCAGAAUGCACUGCAUAACAUAAAGACCUUAACAGGGAUGCAUCACCCUAUUCAGAUGAAACCUGCAGACAGUGAGAAAUCUAAUGCUGUUGAAGACAGGAAGCUGUUCAUCGGCAUGGUGUCGAAGAAGUGCAACGAGAACGACAUCCGGGUCAUGUUCUCCGCGUUCGGCCAGAUCGAGGAGUGCCGGAUCCUCCGGGGGCCCGACGGGCUCAGCAGAGGUUGUGCGUUUGUCACGUUUUCCACCAGAGCCAUGGCACAGAAUGCAAUCAAAGCCAUGCACCAGUCUCAGACCAUGGAGGGCUGCUCGUCUCCCAUCGUGGUGAAGUUCGCCGACACGCAGAAGGACAAGGAGCAGCGGCGUCUGCAGCAGCAGCUGGCGCAGCAGAUGCAGCAGCUCAACAGUGCGACCACCUGGGGGAGCCUGACGGGCCUGGGCGGCCUCACCCCGCAGUACCUGGCUGUAAGAGUCGCCGCCGCGCCGCCCGCCUCCAUCAUCACCUCCUCCUCCGUCACACCCUGCAGCCCCGUGGCCAGCGCAGCCACACUGCUGCAGCAGGCCGCCUCCUCCGGCAACCUGGGCGCCUUCAGCGGGAUCCAGCAGAUGGCCGGUAUGAGCGCUCUGCAGUUGCAGAACCUGGCCACUUUAGCGGCAGCGGCGGCGGCGGCCCAAAACUCAGCCAGCCCCUCCACCGCAAACCCCCUGUCCUCCAGCGCCGCCUCCCUGGGAGCGUUGGCCAGCCCAGCAGCAGGCACAACGGCCAGCUCCAACGCCGGUGCCAUGAACUCUCUGACCUCUCUGGGUACCCUGCAGGGCCUGGCAGGCGCAACUGUUGGCCUGAACAACAUUAAUGCACUAGCAGGUAGCAUCAACAUUGCUCAAAUGCUCUCAGGUAUGGCGGCUCUAAACGGAGGCCUGGGCGGCGCAGGGCUCACCAACGGCACGGCAGGCACCAUGGACGCGCUGACGCAGGCCUACUCAGGGAUCCAGCAGUACGCCGCCGCAGCGCUGCCCACCCUCUACAGCCAGUCCCUGCUGCAGCAGCAAGGGGCCGCCGGCAGCCAGAAGGAGGGGCCUGAAGGUGCCAACCUCUUCAUCUACCACCUGCCCCAGGAGUUCGGAGACCAGGAUCUACUGCAGAUGUUCAUGCCUUUUGGAAACGUGGUCUCCGCCAAAGUCUUCAUCGACAAACAGACAAACCUUAGCAAGUGCUUUGGCUUCGUCAGCUACGACAAUCCAGUGUCGGCACAGGCAGCCAUUCAGGCCAUGAACGGCUUCCAGAUCGGCAUGAAGCGGCUGAAGGUGCAGCUGAAGCGCUCCAAGAACGACAGCAAACCUUACUGAUCUUAGCACUAGGUCUGUCCGCUCCCCCAGUUAGCACUGCUAGGGUAAGUCUCCCUCCCCCAUUUAAAAAGAGCAAAAGUGAUGGUUAAAAACAGUUUAUUGAAAUAAAGUGAGCCUUGGCCUCCUGGGGAGCGGGGGAGGGUCGGGGUGAACAGAGGGAUUGUGGGAGCUAGAUGACCUACAACCACCUGAGGGAGACGCACUUUUCUUUCUUUUUGAAGAUUUCUAUGUAAGCCUUCAACUAUUAUUAUUUAUUACAGCUUUUGACACACAUGAACACUUCCAUUUCUGCCAUUACUUUGUGCAAUCUACUUUUCUUUCUCUUUACAAUGGAAGAAAGUUUUUUUUUAAAAGAAUAGUUUCUUUAAACUUUAAUUUUAUUCUUUUACAUUGAUUAUUUAUACGUUUAUAAAGACUAGUUUGAGUGGAAAGUCGAGACUAAGGAGCCAUGGUACCAUCAUUUUCUGCUUUAAUUUUCUGUUUUGAACUCGAAGGCUGUGAUGGUUCAUUUUUCAAAAUUUCCUCUUUUUUUUUUACGCGCUCGCCAAUAUGCACAUUCGCCCUUUGACCUCCACGGUGUUGGUUGCAGGCCGCCGCUGCUUCUCAGAAAAACCCCUUGAUGCCUGCUGGCAACCCGGGAGCAAAGGCUGCAAAACAUUCGUGGCCUCUUAACUGUAAAGUUACACUCUACCACCACAAGAAGACAAAAAAUACACAAAAUCCAGCUAAACAUUCUCGUUUAUGUACAAAUACAGUUUUUCUUAUUUCACAGAAGUUUAAAAAAAAUUGUUCUUACUUUUCUGGGUCGGAUCACAUUGGUCUUUUAUGUGAAAAGAUUAUAACAGCAUGUAGAUUUGAAAAAAAAGAUAAACUAAAUCCAGAAUUUGUGGAAAGAAACAAUAGUACUACAAAAAUAAGUUUAUGGGUUGAAGGGGCGGGUAUCUGAAAAUACUUGAGGUUUGUUGACAGAUUAAAAAAAUAAUUCAAAGUACAGUAAAGCCACAGGCCUGUAAAUUUUAUUUGUAAAAAAGCAGUUCUAUUUUUAUACAACAUUUUUACUGCCUCAGAUGAAGAAAAAAUGAUUUUAUUUAUUGCCUAUCGUUAAGUUAUUGGACUCCGAUAAAGUAAACAGCAUCGCUCAACUCGACCCUGUGGAGAAACCAGCUGGAGUUCUCCGGUGGUUUUCCUUUUUUAAAGUCCUUUCACGCGAGUCUUUGUGUUUGUUUUGUUAAUGUUUUGUGCAGAAACAUGAUGACAGAUUUCAUAAGCCCUCCCUCAACCCGCCGUCUCUGUGACCUCCAUCCGUCUUUACGUUUUACAACGCGUACGUCUCCAUUUGUCCUCUUCGAUUUCGUUAGGGUUGUUUUAAACGUUUAAUUUUUACAUGUUUUUGUCUGUCUGUCUGUCUGUCCCCCCCUCCCGUCUGUAAAAUUUAAAAUACAUUUCUAAAGCAGAAGAAAAUUGAUAAAAGUUAAAUAUUUCUCCCCAAACGACUCCAUCCAUCUGGGACGUGAUGGAUACGGCUUUGGGUGUGAAUGUGCGUUGUUGCUCGUAAAUAUAGAUCUAUAACAUUAAUGUCAGUUUUCUAGUAUGUAAAGAAAUGUAAAAUUAAUGCUAAAUGAGCGCAGUGUGUCGUGUUGCUGUUUACCGGUUUGUUUGUUGUUUGUUGUUGACUUUUGAUUUGGUUUUCUUUGGAAGAUGAUGCUGUUGUGGUGUGCUGCUCUGGCUCUCUGUGUGUAACUCUCUCCUCUCCCGUUUUUUCUUUCCCCCUUUUAGAACAACCCAUCUCCAUGCCUGUUAGUUCAUCGUUUGCCUAGCAUGUCUUCGUGGCGUCCAAAAAAAACAAACAAAAAAACUUUAAACAAAAAAGCAAACAAAAAAAGUGUCCUCUUCCUCCUACCCCGUCAUUGUUUCUCUGAUGUCUUUUCCGAGCUCACCUGAUCAUAACCUGGUUCUCCUCCACCGCUGCCUACUGAUCUUUUCAGCUUUUAGCUUUUUGGACUUUUAAAUAUCAGUUUUAUCUUUUGGUUUUGUGUUUCUUUUUCUUUCUUUUCUGUUUUUUUUUUGCAUGUGACCUCAUUUGGAUUUUAGGGAGGCGUGGGUAAGAAAAUAAAUUAAUGUGAAAAAGAUAAAGCUGCAUUCAUAUGAAAUUCAACUAGAAAGACUUUUAUGAACAAAUGUUCUCUUUGAGGUAAAAAAUGACAACCUGUGGUUAAAAAAGUGAUUUCCAUUCUUUAUGUGAGUUUUUUCUUUCCUUCUUUCAUUUUAACGUAAACUUGAAAGUUCACUACAGGAAUUGGCGCUUCAUCUUGCUUCUGGUUGCAGACGGAGAAACAAACAAAAAAAGCAGCACCAGAAGCAGUUAGUGCCAGUUUCUCUGAGAAAUAAGACUACUUCCACACAGUUUUAAUAAAAACUGUCUGAUCCACAUUAGACUCUCAGAGCUCUCUAAUGGUUUUUACAUUUUUCAGGCAGUGUAAAGUUUUUUGAUAAGGCCAUUUUAAGUGGCUCUGUUUCUCAUUCAAAGUCUAUAUAUAGAACCACUUUUUCUAGAGUAGUUUAAAGGUAAAAAAAUAAAAAAUAAAAAAGGACAUUUGCCCUGUUUGGGGGGGAGAAAUGCUACCUACUUGUGUCACCUUUUGCUGAACUGACUCACAGAUAGACAAUCCGUGGUUUUAAAUGCACAUGAUGAAAUGACCUAUAUUUUCUACUGUUUAAAUGUAUAGAGGAAAAAACUACGAUACCUGUAACCCACGUUAACGUCGGUGCUUCUUGUGAGUUUAGUUGUGGUUUCAUCACAAGUCUAACGGUCUUAAAUGUCUCAUGUUUUCUCAAGAGAAGACAAAAAAAAUCAGUUUACUUGAACAAUAGACAAAGCCUUUCAUAUUACUAUAAUAGUUAAUUUGUUUUUUUUAUUUUAUUUUUAAGGAGUCCCUAUUUGCUAAAUCUCUUGUUGGUUAAUUAGCUAUAUAAAAUUCCUAAAAAUAUAUAUAAAUAUAAAUAUAUCUAUAAAUAUAUAUAUAAAAUGUCAGCUCGUGAAGCAUCAAUGUCAUUAUUAUUUUAUUUCUCUCGUGGGAAACAAUAUUUAGAUGUGUUGUUCAGCAAAAUGUCUUAUAAGGAAAAAAAGACAAGAUCAGUGGAGUUUAGUGCCAAAUCCUGGAGGUACUUCCUGCCUAGCGCGUCAGUGUAUUUCUUGUGAAAUAAUUUGAUAACAUGGGUAUUUUAUUAUAAGUGUUUUGUAUGGAUCCCUCAUAUUUAAAGUAUAGAUUUAAAAAAAGAGUUUGUUAACUUGCUAUUCUGUGGUCUUGUUGCCUGACAAUGUCAUGUUUGCUUUUUUCUUUGUAAAGAUGUAAAAAGUGCCCAUGUGUCAUAUAAAUAUAUAUAUAUAAAUAUAUCUAUACACACAUAUGCACACAUGGACACACAAACACUCGUGCAGACCUCAGUUUACUUUUUAAAUGUGCAUGAGAGCCCCUGAGCGUGAAAUCCUCUUCAGCAACCGCUGCUACCAACAACACACACACACACACACUCAUCACUUUAAUAUUUUUAGCCACUGUACCGCUGUUUGAGUCAUGAAAGCCUUACCACAAAUCUUUGCACUCCUGUUCUCUCUGUUUUUAUUAGCGUCUCUCGCGCUCAGACGCAGACGUCAGGCUUCGCCGUGCUUUCUCUCCUGACUCCAUCCCAGCUGAAAAUAUUAAAGCGAGAGUCCUACGUGAAGCCUUAUUUCUCUAAAUCCCUUAUUGUUAAGUUCAAAAACCUUUCGGAGUCGUUUGUAUCUGAUGGCGAGAAUCGUUACUGUUUAUCACCUCCGAGGAGCGAAACGCUUUCAUGAUGUAAGCACAGGGCAAGACUCGUUCAUUCAGCCUCAGUCUGUUUAGGAAAAAGCACACGUCGCCGUCAGUCCGUCCGCCGGGUCGGGGAGGAGGCGGGACGCUCCGGAUCUGCUGCUCAACUCUUUUAUUUAUUUUCUUUGUCUCGUCGUGUAAUGGGCCAAAAUCAUGUAUAGAUGCCAAAGUGUGUUAUUGACAUUCACAUAGUCGAGCCGUUUACAUGGCACAGUGUUGUCAGUCUAUUCAACUGCCCCUCCCUGAAAGCCUCGUUUACGGUCUGCAAAAAAGACAAAAAAAAGGCAGCAUUAUUUUCUACAGAAGCUCACCAGUCGCCUUAACCAGGGAGAGUCGCACCAGUGUUAGAAAGGUAAGGAUGUUGUGCCAAGUCCAGGUUCAGUUCUGUGUGCCGUUAACGCCCCAUCUGUUUGGGUUUCCUCCAUUUCGUCCACCAAGGCGGGAAGAGACGCCGCGCACUCUUCUCCGGAUUGUUGUCUCCCAGGCUAACCGAGGUUAUUAGAAACAGGAGGAGCAUCUUAUUGGAACGGCGACGGGGGAAAUAAAAAGCUUGUUGGCUUAAGAGGAAGAGGUCGCGUCUGCAGGUCCACACAGGAAAAAACAACGGCCAGAGCCGAGAUGAAGGCAGCGCCGCUUUCAUUAGAUGCUCAACACCAAACCCAAUUGUUAUUUCUCAGAUUGUGGAACUUUAAUGCUGCAUACGUCAAAGUGGAGAAAGAAACAGCCAUAACUACAGUUUAACAGCCGGAAAAUUUUAGAACCAACGGAGCAAUUUAUGUGAGCAGUGGACCUAAAAGGUUUACACACCAGUUAAAGUUUCUCACGAAUAUUUAUCGGAUUAGACGCAUCGGACGUUUAGGGCUAGAACACAGAUAGUCUGAUGUCUGGAAAAUUAAUACAGUUUUAUGCAUUUUGGCCUUUAAUCCACCUAAAUAUUAUUAUCUAUGGAAACUCCAACCAAAGUGUAAGGAAACAGUUUAUGUCUUCUGAAAACUGAAACUGAGUUUUAGAUUCUGCUAAUUUAUCCUCACUCUUUCUUUGACACGAUUCCAAAUCAACAUCGUCUUUAUAUCCUGCUUCGGUCAUUAAAAGUAAUUCAAUCUGUCCACACAAGUGAACUUCCUGCCGCCAUAUUUAAUCUGCAACAGGAAGUUGUCUUUGUUUUGAAGGAUUCUGAUUGGCUGGGUUUAGUUUUGCGCUACACUGCCCCCUAUGUGUUUGGUAUGUUUAAAACAUCAUGAGUACGAUACUUUUUAAAACAAAGUGGUGGAGAUAUUUGUUUAUGGUACAUGUGGCAGCAAUCUCCUGCAUCGUUUAUUUAUUUAUGGUACAAAAAGUCAGAAUAAGCUUCGACAAAUUUAGCAACAACACCUUGGAGGGCUCCAAAACAAAUGUCAGAUUAUUAAAAAUCAGAAGUUGAACUGAAAAGUUGGGGGUUUUCAGCUCACACUGGGUGGCCAAGGUGGAGGGAACCAUGACCCGUCCCAAAUCAAAAUCAAACUGACAAACAGCUUCAGUUUUUAGCAGGACGACGCCCUUCAAGAGUCCAGAUCAACAAAAUAAUGAGGAAAUGACCAGAAUCCAGAGCUGAAUCUGAUUCCUUUCCAAUCUGACAGAUCUGGGUCGUUUUCCCUCCUGAUGGUCCGAUUGAUUCGGUUCGACUGGGAACCAAAAACCAACCUGUUCCCCUCCAGGCCUGUGGGGGCGCUGCACCAAGACGUAUAAUUUUGUGUUUGGUGUUACUCUGACUUCCUUGGUCCUCUUGGCGUUCACAUAUGCAUUCACCUCACCUGAACCAAACCGAGGUUUUGUAGGCGGAGCUGAGUUUUCCUGCGCAUUCGAACUCGAGUUUGAUUAAAGCGAACUAAACAAAAGAAAAGUGGGCUAAUAUUUCCGAGUCAAUUGUUCUACGUUAGACGUUAAAUCGGUCGUUCUUAAUCAGAAAAACCUUCCAUUUUAACAUGGUGUGUAAACUUUUUAUAUCCUCGGUACAACUCCAUAUUUCACACUCUCACUUCUCUCUUGCUCAGUAUAUUUUAAUUUAAACACAUCGAGCAUGUCUUUAACAUGCUCGAUGUUAAAGACCUGUAAAAGUCCAAAAACGAUAUUUUGCGCUGCCAAAUUGCACCGUCUUGCACACAGCCCGACGUGGCGCAGCGUUAGCGUGAAGCAUCUGGCCUUUGGAAGCACAAGAAGCCGAGUUUCUGUGGAGCGUCUCACCUCAGGGGCUGUCAUCGCCGACGCUCGUUGUAAUCUUUCUAUCUCGUCACUGUUCACUUCUCUGUUCUCCUUCUUUCUUAAUUAUCUUAAGUGCUAUUUAUCAAAUACUGAAAUCUAAAAGGACAAAAAAAAUCUAACUUGUUGUUUCUUUGCAUUAUGGCUUAUGUCAAGUUUUUUGAGGAGAAAAAUGUUUUGUGUGUUCUCUUUCUGUGGCGUAAAAACAGAGCUUGUUGUCUGUAAAGAAAAAAAGUACAAAAAUUUACCAAAAAAAUCUGAUUUUUGUUGUUGCUGUUGUUGCUUUUGUUAAUUUUGACUCUCAAAAUGGUUUUCAGUAGUUUCAGAGUUAUUGUCUUGAGAGAAGCCAAAGUCAAUGCAUUUCAGUGGAUCCUGUAAGCGUGAUGUAUGUUUGUUUGACAACACUUGGAAAUCUGUCACUGGAUGGGAUUUAAAAAGUACAAAAAAUGCAGGCUUUCCUAUUUCUACAACUGAUUGUACUUAUGCAUUUUGUACCAGUGGAAUUUUUUAUACUGGAGAUUAAAGGAUACAACAAAAAAAUCUUAGAAAAACGCUGUCUGGCCUGUUGAUGUGGCCUGACCCGACUGGUCCCCGAGUUUGAUUUCUAGCUGGCAUCAAGAACGUUGGCUUUUGAUAUAAGAUUUUCUAAAAGAUCUUUGGCUUUAUUUCUUUCACUUCUUUUUCCUCACUUUAAUGUUUGUUUCUUUUUCAAAAAAGGAGGGUAGGUGAGUGUCAGACUUUUCAUUUUACUUAUUAGUAGUUCUAGCAAGUUUGUCUAUACAACAGCGGUAAGUUUCAUUUGACUUCUGUAUUGUCGUCUACACGAUAAGACAAUUAUAGAAAAAGAAAGAAUAGAAGUAUUUAGUCACCUUCAGUGGAUUAAUGUAUUAGUUUAAUAAAGAGAUCAACUAAUUAGAAACUUUUUGCUUUUAGCUGUUUAGAGUUUUUCCGGUUUCUCUGUCCUUCUCUGUGAACUAACUGUGUAGCUGAAGCAGUCAGAAUUAUUUUUGUAAACGUAUGUUCUUGUGUGAUGCAGUUUUUUGCUUCUGUCUCCUAUAUUAAACCAUUUUUCCUAAUA